AUGUUCCUUAUUUAUGUGAACGAAAUACCUGGCAUCAUCACGUCUACUGCCAAAUUAUUUGCUGACGAUACCAAAAUGUACCGACAGAUAAAUAAUAUCGACGAUUCUAUUGCUUUACAGAUAGAUCUGACAACCCUCGACCUAUGGGCGGAUCGUUGGCAGAUGAAAUUUAAUUCUACCAAAUGUGAAGUCAUGAGAAUUACACAUAAGAGAGACAAAAAGUCCACGCGGUACAAUAUACCGAGUACAGCGUUGAGCAAUGUAUCUAAUUACAAAGAUCUUGGAGUUAUUAUGUCUAGUGAUCUAAAAUGGUCACAACAUGUUGAACAAAUAGUUCACAAAGCAAAUAAGGUUCUUGGCUUACUUACGCGCACAGUAGGCGGUAAAAACAAAGAUAUUUUUUCAAACUUGUACAAAACCUUGGUUCGUCCAAUCUCGGAAUACGCCUGCGCGGUGUGGUCACCACACCUCAUGAAAGACAUCGAUGAAAUUGAGAAGAUACAAAGAAGAGCCUCGCGAAUUGCCUUAGGCCAAAGAAGACAAGAGAUGGCGUACACGGAGAGGUGUAAAAUUCUUAAAUGGAACUCUUUAGUACAAAGGAGAAAUUUCCUUUCCUUAGUGGAAUGUUAUAAAACUGUAUUCAAUCUAAAUGGAUUGAAUUUCAGCGAAUAUUUUGAACUUUGUAAAAACACUAAAUCGAGAUCUAACCACCCAUAUAAACUACAACUCAAACUCGCAAGACUGAACUGUUACAAAAAUUCUUUCUUUGUCAGAAUUAUCAAACCCUGGAAUAACUUCCUAUUAAUUUAUUUAAUUUUUGUGACAGCCCUAACGUUCGUGAGUUUAAAUCAAAAUUGA
Xenia sp. Carnegie-2017 is the source of this 858-nucleotide messenger RNA. RefSeq lists its product as uncharacterized. Bases 1 to 858 code for a protein of 285 amino acids. Lineage: Eukaryota; Metazoa; Cnidaria; Anthozoa; Malacalcyonacea; Xeniidae. The record is from RefSeq and is a predicted model, not a curated record. The transcript has 2 exons.